This is a messenger RNA of Megachile rotundata (alfalfa leafcutting bee), 2648 nucleotides long. RefSeq lists its product as uncharacterized. The record is from RefSeq and is a predicted model, not a curated record. Gene Ontology annotation, biological process: fatty-acyl-CoA biosynthetic process; long-chain fatty acid metabolic process. NCBI's taxonomy places the organism in Eukaryota, Metazoa, Arthropoda, Insecta, Hymenoptera, Megachilidae. Gene Ontology annotation, molecular function: long-chain fatty acid-CoA ligase activity.
UUGCCAGAGAAUCCCGUAGUCUGUCAGUGAAAACCGUUACGCGAGCGAGGUUCGUCGGUUUCGUUAGUGGAAUUCCGAAACUUGUGGUGUUUUUGUCGUGCCAGAAGGUCCGGGACCGACCAAAAACGAUCAUCCGUGACCUAGCCUCGUAUCUUGCGCAGCGCGUUCGAGAAGAUCUCAUAUAAAGGGACCGUAAUUGCCUUAAUGAAUUGCUAGGAUCACAGACACGCGAGUAUAUAGACACAACGAAGAGAAGGAAGGAAGAAGCGAAGAGGAAGAAGAAGUUGGAAGCAUGACGACUGUGAGGCAAAUUCUCCGCUGCACCCGAAGGCUCAGCCAAAUACAAGAGAGUGGGGUGAAACUUUUAAACCGGUCUGCUAGAUGCGCGUCCACCCAGGCACGACAAAAAAUCAUCAAGGAUGAAAACGGAAAAAAAAUUAUCUCGUCGCCGUAUGGCGAAUUCACGCCUUCCGAGAUGAGCACUCAAGAGUUCGUAUGGCAAAACGUCGACAAAUUCGCCAAUAAGACUGCUCUGGUGUGCUCGAUAACCGGACGGACGUAUACGUACAGCGAAUCGAGGGAUGCAGCUAAUUAUGUGGCGAGAAGUUUGUCGAACAUGGGCCUGAAGAAAGGCGACGUGAUUGCCCUGGUGGCACCCAAUUAUCCAGAAUCGAUUCUAUCGUUUCUUGGCUCAUUGGAGGCUGAUCUCGUUGUGACCACUGUGAAUCCAUUUUAUACAAUUGAUGAAAUUAGGAGACAAUUGAAAGAUUCUGGGUCGAAAGCGGUCAUUACCGUGGCAGAAAUUGCACGAUCCACGUUCGAAGCAGCCAAGGGUGCUGUUCCACCUGGAUCGCCCAUCAUAGUUAUCGAUGAUGGUACUGGACCAAUUCCGGAAGGUACUAUACCAUUUAAGGAUUUGAUCGAGCGUGGCAAAACUCUGCCUCCUUUGAAGCAAUCUCAAGUAUCCAUUAACGAUGUGACGAUCUUGCCGUAUUCCAGUGGAACAACCGGUUUACCAAAGGGUGUUAUGUUAACGCACAGAAAUCUUGUAUCCAACAUGGAAAUGGUGGAGCAUACGUCAAAAGGAGUAUUGUGGGAUUCGGCGACAGACGACUUCCAAGAGGUGUUGCCUAUGGUAUUACCGUUCUUCCAUAUAUUCGGAAUGAACGUUGCUGUUUUGCCCCGUCUCGCAGAGGGCACGAAAAUAAUCACUAUCCCUAAAUUCACACCCGAACUAUUUACUACCACUUUAGCCAAACACCGGACGACAGGUCUGUUCGUUGUGCCACCGAUACUUUUAUUUUUAAACGCAUCUCCGUUUAUUAAGAGGGAAUAUUUGGAGAGCAUUCAUCACAUAAUCAGUGGAGCAGCACCCUUAUCGGAUCCAGAUGUCGAAAGAUUCUACGAGAAAUUCCAAAUAGAUUCUAGUAAAUUGAAAUUCUGUCAAGGAUACGGGAUGACGGAGACCGCGCCGGUCAUAUGCAUGGAAACAACCGGACUGAAGGCAGGCAGCGUCGGAAAGAAUGUAGCCGUGUGCGAUUUGCGAUUAGUCGAUCCGAUUACCAACGUAGAUAUAUCUAGUCCCGAACAAACCGGUGAAAUCUGGGUGAGGGGUCCUCACGUUAUGAAAGGGUACUUAAAUAACGAAAACGCCACCAGGGAGAUAAUUGUCGAGAACGGCUGGCUGAGAACCGGGGAUAUAGCUUACUAUGACAAGGAUUUCGAUUUCUUUGUCACGGACAGAUUGAAAGAGUUGAUCAAAGUUAAAGGGUUCCAGGUAGCACCGGCGGAACUGGAGGCGUUGUUAAGAAUGCAUCCGCAAGUACAGGAAGCGGCUGUGGUUGGUAUUCCGGACGAAAGGUGCGGUGAAGUGCCAAAAGCUUUCAUAUUGCCUGCGAAGAACGCGAAACUGACCGCCGAGGAUAUCCAGAAUUUCGUGAAGGGAAAAGUUUCCGAGCACAAGCAGCUUCGAGGAGGAGUCACAUUCGUGGAUAACAUACCGAUCAGCGCGAGCGGAAAGAUCCUGCGAACGCAUUUGAAGAAUAAGUUUACAUAAUAAACGUAUCUUAAUGCGCGUUUCCUUUAGAACAGAUCAAUUUCAAGAGUCAGACCUUGAUUAACAGUUCACGCGUUAACAAUCGCAACAAGAGUAGCGACAACAUCGAUAACAUGGUUAUAAGUGCCAUUCGUUGAAAAGUCGAUCGGUCGUGAAUCGUGUGACUGUUAUUCGAGACACGGAAGAGGAAGCGUUAAUUACGCUAAUUGGCAAACAAUCACGCGUGCAAUCGAUAUUUUUAUAUGGAUAUUUUACACGAUGUUGCAUUACGUCGAUGAUAUACUUUUCUCGUCGCAUCGAACAGAGACCUUUAUCGUUUCCGAACGAUGACCUAGAAUUUAAUGCGACGAACGUAAACAUCGAAAAAGCAAAAAAUAUGAAAAAAACAACGGGUUAGGAUUUGAUGGAUAUCUUUUUAUUACUAUUUGAUAUAUUUUUUAACGUUUAUCCAUGGUGCUAUUUUUGACAAUGCAAUUAAUUCUUAAGACACGUAUUUUACGUAAUGAUAUAACGAUACGUAAUUUUUAUAGGCCAUUUGUACCAUAAAGUAAGACAGUGUUUUAAGCAAUAAAAUCUUUUACAACAGCGUUAA